AGCUAAAUCGCUUGCUGGGCUAACAUUUUACACAAGAGGGCGACAGAAAAUACUCAAAUUUGUUGGGAUAUUUUACUUCCAAACAGACAUUUUUCGACAAAAAGAAUACGAGUGCAAAUAGGUUACAACCUGUCUUGCCAGCCCCAAUACUCAUGCAUUGCUGCAAGCUAACUGGCUACUAGUAGCUUCGACUUGAAGGAUUGUUCCUUAACGUGCGUGAAAAACAAAUCGCUUCCUUCUUUUGAAGAGGAUAAAGAGGACCGGCGCUGCAUAGCUUGUUCUGAAUUUCAUUUUCCUGGGGUCUGGAUUUUAUUCUACCAACGGAGUUUAUCUAAAUCAGGCUAUUUCAUCUACUAGUAUCUUGAUAUUAGGACGAGAGCGACGGGUGUCGGAAAGGUGUUAUCGAGGCAGCACAGAGGCAGAGAGUGAGGAUGCUGACUGGUAAAUUGGUAAAAGACAUAGACAGAUAUCAAGCUGUCCUUACCUCGUUACUAUCACUCGAGGAGAACAAAUUCUGCGCGGAUUGUGAAUCCAAAGGUCCCAGAUGGGCGUCAUGGAACCUGGGUAUAUUCAUCUGUAUCCGCUGUGCUGGGAUCCACAGGAACCUGGGCGUCCACAUCUCCAGGGUCAAGUCUGUCAACCUGGACCAAUGGACACAGGAACAGAUACAGUGUGUUCAGGAGAUGGGGAAUGCCAAGGCCAGACGACUUUAUGAAGCUUUCCUAUCAGAGUGCUUCAUACGACCAGAGACUGACCAGUCAGCAGAGAUGUUCAUCAGAGACAAAUAUGAGAAGAAGAAGUACAUGGACAAGAUCCUAGAUGUCAACAAGCUUAGAAAAGAGAAGAGCUGUGAAAACAUCCCUAAGGAGCCAGUAGUGUUUGAGAAGAUGAAGUUGAAGAGAGAAAACAGCCCAAAGACACAGUCUCCAUCUAUCUCAGACCUCCUAGGACUUGACGCUCCUGCUCCUCAUGCUGUUGUAUCUAAUGGUAGAUCCAGCCCUGGAGAGAGGGGGUGUCCUGCGGCGGCUAACCCAGCUACGCUGCACUCUGACCUGAAUCUAUUCAGCCCCCUGCCUGCCUCCUCCACCACCUCCACCAAGACCACACCGGUGGGUAGCUCCAUGCCCAGGGGUUGUGUGGCCGCGUCGGGACCCGAGAACCUCAGCCUGUUCCUGGACUCAGCACCCAGACAGGAGGGCUCUAGGACAAAGAUGUCUAAGGACUCCAUCCUCUCCCUCUACGCAACCACACCCACAUGGCACCAGAACCUGGCUGCACGAGCUGGCCUGUACAUGAACCCAGCCCAGCUGGGCUACUACGGAUCAUACCAUUCCCUGGCCACGCAGGGGGGGGCGAUGGGAGGAGGCAUGAUCACAUCACACUCCAUGGUGGCCCUGACUGGUCAGCAGCAGAACGGUGUGAUGGGAGGACAGCAGAACGGAAUGGUACUAGCACAGCAGAACGGCAUGAUGGGAGGACAGCAGAACGGAAUGAUACUAGCACAGCAGAACGGCAUGAUGGGAGGACAGCAGAACGGAAUGGUACUAGCACAGCAGAACGGCAUGAUGGGAGGACAGCAGAACGGAAUGGUACUAGCACAGCAGAACGGCAUGAUGGGAGGACAGCAGAACGGAAUGGUACUAGCACAGCAGAACGGCAUGAUGGGAGGACAGCAGAACGGAAUGGUACUAGCACAGCAGAACGGCAUGAUGGGAGGACAGCAGAACGGAAUGGUACUAGCACAACAGAACGGCAUGAUGGGAGGACAGCAGAACGGAAUGGUACUAGCACAGCAGAACGACAUGAUGGGAGGACAGCAGAACGGAAUGGUACUAGCACAGCAGAACGGCUUUAUGGCUCAACAGGGUGUCAUGGGGCAAGCGGUCAACACAUCCCCGUUCCUGGUAGGAGUGCCCCACAACAUGAUUGCUCAGCAGCAAAGCAUCAUGGGAGCUCAGCAGAACGGCAUGAUGGGAGCUCGGCAGCAAAGCAUCAUGGGAGCUCAGCAGAACGAUAUGAUGGGAGCUCAGCAGAACGGCAUGAUGGGAGCUCAGCAGAACGGCAUGAUGGGGGCUCAGCAGAACGGCAUGAUGGGAGCUCAGCAGAACGGCAUGAUGGGAGCUCAGCAGAAUGGCAUGAUGGGAGCUCAGCAGAACGGCAUGAUGGGAGCUCAGCAGAAUGACAUGAUGGGAGCUCAGCAGAAUGGCAUGAUGGGAGCUCAGCAGAGCGGCAUGAUGGGAGCUCAGCAGAACGGUAUGAUGGGAGCUCAGCAGAACGGGAUAAAGGGGGGAGUGGCGGCCGUGCCUCAGCAGGUGUACGGAGUACAGCAGUGUCAGCAGCAACAGUGGAACAUCACUCAGAUGACCCAGCACAUGGCAGGAGUGAACUUCUACGGAGCCAACGGCAUGAUGGGAUACGGUGGUCAGCACAUGGAAAGACCAACGACUCAAAGCUCCACCCACACGAUGACAUCACACAUCUGGAAGUGAUGUCAUUAUCUGAAGAGGAAGUGAAGUUGAUGUCACUGGAGCAGCAGUGGUUCUUGGGAGGUUUCGAUCUGGCCUCAUGUACAGGCCAGCUUUUCUACUAAACUCUCCAUCAGACCAUUAACAGGGGAGGAGGAGGGUGGAGAAGUUUAUAUAGGAGCUAUUUCUAGCUCUCCUCUCCUCUCCUCUCCUCUCCUCUCCUCUCCUCUCCUCUCCUCUCCUCUCCUCUCCCUCUCCUCUCCUCUCCUCUCCUCUCUCCUCUCCUCUCGCCUCUCCUCCUCUUCACUCCUCUCCUCUCUCCUCUCUUCACUCCUCUCCUCCUCUUCACUCCUCUCCUCUCCUUAUUUCAGAGCCAUUUUUGCAGAUUUCCAUGCUUGCCUUCAGAUCAUUCUACGACCAAUCAAAGGACAGGGCUCAGAGGUGAAGGGAUCACACUGACCUGGGACCACAGCAUAGAAUACAUCUCAUAUCCAGUGUGUUUGUGUAUGUGAGUGACUGUGUGUGCAUGUGUGUGGUUGUGUGUGUGGUGUGUGGUUGUGUGUGGUUGUGUGUGUGGUGUGUGGUUGUGUGUGUGG
This is a messenger RNA of Oncorhynchus tshawytscha (Chinook salmon), 3061 nucleotides long. RefSeq names its product stromal membrane-associated protein 2-like. The coding region runs from base 432 to 2489 and encodes 685 amino acids. Gene Ontology annotation, biological process: regulation of clathrin-dependent endocytosis. Gene Ontology annotation, molecular function: GTPase activator activity. The transcript has 10 exons. Lineage: Eukaryota; Metazoa; Chordata; Actinopteri; Salmoniformes; Salmonidae. The record is from RefSeq and is a predicted model, not a curated record.